GUGUUUCACGACCCCCCCCCCCCCCCGACUUCAAUCUCGGCCGCCUCUCGCUUCGUGUCGCCCCCCACCCCAUCACCCGGACACCCAUGGCCGGCCGCUCCCCUUAGAAGAAGCCCCAGGGUCCGGGCGCUCCGGGACUGGGAAGGGCGAGGAGUCAGCACCACCCCCGCCACCACCCUCCACCCCCACACCAACACGAGCCAUGCGGAGCAGCUGAAGAGCACCCGAGGCUUCGGGCAGGACAAUCGCGAAGGAGGCUCGCUUCCCCCGGCGACGGGGUAGGCGGCCGGGCCGUGCCGGGUUAGGGCUUGGGGAGGAAGAGGCGAGGAGGUGGCGGGGGCGGCGGGGGAGAAGAAACGGAGAGCCGGUGGAGCAGGAAGAGAGCGAAGCGGGGGAAGUUGUCUUGAGGAGGUGCUGCAAUUACGGGGACGAGUGAAAGGAAUUGGGGGUAUGUGGGGGGGAGGGUGGUGAGUAUAGGAAAAGGUGCGAGGAAUAACGAGGAGAGAACGAAGAGGACGAUAGGAAGAGGUGCAACGGGCGGAUAGGAAGAGUGAAGGGGGGUUGCGUUGGUGAGGUGAGGUGGGGGGAAGCCUUCGAAGGGUCGUGAGGAGCAAAGGAGCACUUUGGCCAUGGAGCGUGUGGACAUCCUGAGGAAGCUGGUGGCCCGGGUCGCCUCUCUGCGAGACGUGGACGCGUACGGGGAGGACGGCUUCGCGGAGGAGUUCGCGAGGCUACGCCGCCAGUCGAUGCGCUACCGCAGUGACCGAACCUACCCGACGACCUCCGGGGAGAACGAGGACAACAUGCGCAAGAACCGCUACAAGGACAUCCUGCCAUUUGAACACAGUCGAGUUAAAUUAGCCAUCCAACUCCCUGCUGUAAACUCUGAUUACAUCAAUGCGAACUUCAUAAAGGGCGUGAGCAAUCCGCGGGCAUACAUCGCCACUCAGGGCCCCCUGCCACAUACACUCGUCGACUUCUGGAGCAUGCUCUGGGAGCACAACGUCAAGGUGAUCGUCAUGGCUUGUCAAGAGGUGGAGAUGGGAAGGAAAAAGUGCGAGCGGUACUAUGCCUUAACGCAGGAAGAGCCACUCACCCUGGGACCAUUCACAAUAUCCUUGUUGCAGGUGGAGAAGCAGCACAGGGGCGAAGACUACUGCAUACGGACACUGAGUGUUCACUAUGGGAAUGAGAGCCGCACCGUCUUCCAGUUCCACUACUCCAACUGGCCAGACCACGACGUGCCCUCCUCCUUCGACCCCAUCCUCGAGAUGAUCGCCAUCAUGCGCGAGUACCAGGACGAUGAGGACAGCCCCAUCUGCGUGCAUUGCAGCGCAGGCUGCGGAAGGACCGGGGCCAUUUGCGCAAUCGACUACACUCGGAAUCUACUCAAGCUCGGGAAAAUCCCAGAGAACUUCAGCGUCUUCAACUUGAUUCAAGACAUGAGGACCCAGCGGCCAUCCGCUGUGCAAACCAAGGACCAGUACGAGCUGGUGCACUGCGCAAUAGCCCAGCUGUUCCAGCAGCAGAUACUGGCAUCCAGCCCCUGCUUGAAUUCCAACUUGCCUGCGCUCACCACGGAUGACGAGGCCGACCUAUCGGCAUCUCCUCCGGGAACUCCUGACCUGCCGCCCCCAAAACCCCCACGUGUCAAAAGUGCGGCGCAGCGGGACGAGGCGGACGUGAUGGAGGAGAUCCUGCAGCCGCCGCGGCCCAUCCCCGUACCGCCCGUCAUCUCCCCGUCGGUGCCCGCCGGCUUCCUCACCAUCUCGUGCGUGUGGCAGGACCGCAACGACCGCUACCACGCCGACGCCACCGAGCGCUACCACGAGCGAGACGCGACGGGCACCCCGGCGAUUUGCGAGACGGGCGGCUGCGGGGGCACGGUCGAGGGUUCCGACUCCGACGGCAACGCGUCGGGCGACGCCGAUUGCGCGAACAAGGCCGAGAGCUCGGCGGAAGAGUGCAGAACGGAGAAGUUUAAUGCCGCCAACAAGGCCGCGGGCGACGGCUUCGGCGGUUCAGGGAGCAGAGUUGUGGAAAGUACGUCCCCUUGCUCGGCGGAGACCCUGGAAAACCACGGCCAGCAGCGGUUGGACCUGAACAAGAAUUACACCAAGUUCACGGGCAGUGUGUCCAAUGCCAACAUUGGCCCAGACACCUUGGCAGAGAGACCCAUUCAGCUGGAAGUGGCUCCCACCGAAGACCACGACGACAACGCCCCGCUCAGCAAGAAGCCGUCAGCGGAGAGCGCCGGCGACGAGGCCGCUUCUGUCGGCGGCCUGGACGAUGACGGUAAUUCUGCAGAGACGAACGCCAGAACUAUAGACCUUGAGUUGAAAAGGAAGGAGAACAGGCUGGCGAUCGAGGUGAAGAAAGUCCCCCGUCCAGAGACCCUCAAGAGCUUUGAGUUGGCAGCCGCCCCCACCCCGAGCCGAGCCACCAUCACGCCCGUUUGGAAAGUGUCCGGGCAAGAGGAGUGCAGAGGGACGGCCGUGGAUGGCAACAAAAAUGUUGAGGUCAAUCAGAACGCCUCCGUCCCUCCUAACACUUCCAAUGUUAAACAUUUCGUGCAAUCCAUAGACUCGAAACCGAACGUCGGUCCACGAGCCACUCUCUCUGUUGAACACAUCAGAAAGCGGGCCGUGUCUCCCAUCGGAUUUCAUCCCGGACAAUCUAACAUCAGGUAUUCCAGCGUGAGCGCUCCGCAGCCAAAACCGGGCAGCGCCGCCGAGAAACUCAACGCCCAUUCGACAAACCUCAACGUCGCGUCUCCGGCUCAGCUCGGUACGAACGCACAGGCGGGCGCGCCGAGCCCCGCCAGCCCCCGAGACAAGGCGGCGCAGCCGCACAGCGCGGAGGCGACGAGGUGGAGCGAGCCAGACGAGGGGACGGCCGCACGAACCCUAGAUGGGAGCUCGCUCGGCGACAAUCAACCGCUGCCAUCAACUGCCGUGGAAUCGAUCCACGCUCCCGAACCCGACUCGCAGGACUCAAAGGCGGAGCCGCAUCGACACGCGGACAGAGGGCCGCAUCGGCCCUUCGGCGAGCAGACGAACGUCGCCGCUGCUUUGGCGUCGGGCCGCGUGGACCAUUUCAAAGGCAAGCAGACGAACCUUGCCAAGAGCACGGUUGUUCCCGCGGGAAGCGACGGUCGCUCCCGAGAUAAAUCGUUGCGGGACGACGUUGGAUGCGCCGCCGCAGGCAAGGAAAGCACGCCUGCUCCCGCGCGCGCAGAGGAGGAGGUCCCGGGGGACACACGCGCGAGCCACAGACUGCUCGACCUGUCGCUCCCGGACAAAGAAACCUUCUUCGCUGUCGGCGUCGUGGCUUCUUUCCGCAACGAUGCUGCCUUUAAAGGCUCAUUAGAGCCUGCUGAGCGCACAGACUGUGUAAGCCACCCAGCGAACAAAGACCCCGAUAAGGGAGGAGCCACGUUGCAGGAGAGCCCGGAGAGCCCUCGCCCAGCUGCCCAGGCUCCACGCAGCCCAACACAGCCACCGGCUGCUGCGGCAGCUCACCCGAGCAGGCUCGAGAGUUCUGCUUCGAAACCGAUCAACGAUCCUGAAUCCCUGGCUGCCCGUGGAGAUGAAGCACAGCAUCGAGUCUGAAAGAGCAGGCUUGCGGGCCAGUGCUGCAGUAAUCCGGCGGGACCAAGAGAAGCCAGCCAAAGCUUGAGCAAGCCCUGCCGUAAAGGGGGACCACACUCAAUGCCAGCAGCAUACCUCUGCCUUUCUGCUGAGACACAGGGUCUGCUAAUCAUUAAGAGAUGUACUGCAUGACAACAAAUGAGACAUUUCAUCCAAGAUGCAGGACGAGAUUUAUUAAAUUGCAUAUUUUAUUUUGGGUGCUCCAAUCUACUUAAAAGCAACCAAAUAUUUUCAACCAAACAUUAUAACAUUGUUACGUGUUUAAUUUGCUCCGUAAGUCAAUACGCUUCGACUGCCUUGUCCGGUGUGUUUCAGGUCAAUGUUCAUGUGCACUCUGUUAAAAUGCAGACCAGGAUAAUAGGAGUUUGUUUAGACAUUCUACAGUACAGUACAUUCAUCAUUAAUAAUAAUAAUAAUACGACAAAAACAAUCUUGGUGUCCUGUGAUCAAACCGCGACGGCUGUUUGACUGACCGUGGCACGAAGCAGCAGACCCACCACCUCGCGUCCAACACGAAGUCGAACUUGCGACAGGAAAGCGCCGUGCUUUGCUCGAACCGGUACUGUGGUGCGGUGGGGUGACGCAAGAAAAGCAGCACAGUGCAAGCUGCAAGAUUGAAAAAACUGCCCAAGGAUGGUUUUUGUACUAAUAAUUAAGCAGGUAUUUGUGCGACAAUCAAACCGUAUGGUAAUGGAAUAAAAAUUAAUAGAUGAUCGUGAUGGACUUGAAUAAAACACAAAGAGAAAGAAAUGUUUGACAGUUCCUUUGUUCGCAAACGUUAUUGCUUGUUAUUUUUGAGUAUUGUAUUCGCUUGACUGUUUGGUCAUGUUUUAAUAUGCAUUUUUUUAUAUAUAUAAUGUGGAACAGUAUAAAGCAAUAACCUGUUCAUUCCAUCAGAUAUUUUCGAGUGCUAUUAACUAAUGGUCAGCUUGUUGUGAAAUGCAGUACUGUCCUUGUGCACGAUAGUUUGGCCAACUGCCAUAAUAUACUAAGUUAUUCUUAUUUGGACCAUGCUGUUAUCUGUAUAGCCCAGCUGAUUUUUAAAUAGCAUUAUCUGCCGAGAAGCAGAGUUUGGAAGACAGUAGUGCACACAAGCGUUCCGAUUUUCCCAAGUGUUCUGGAGAAUGGGGGGGGGAAGUAAAAAUAAAAAAGACAAAAACAUUAAGCUGUGCAUAAUAUAAAACAAACUGUUGGGAACAUUUGCGGUAUUUGAAAUGGAAGUUUACCGCAUAAUAUGAGAACAUAUAAUUCAGAAAAAAAACAUUUUAAAAUUCGUAAGCAAAGCAUGGGUCCUGAGAGACUGGGAAGGUGUUUAUUUAGGCGAUGGCUGGGGAGGGCAGUACCUCUUCUCUGGCCGGGUUAAUGAUCCAACCACAACCAAAGGUCAGGUUACGUGUGAAGGGGAAGCGAGCUCAAUUCUGUGCACCAACUGCGCUCCUCUGCCGUGGAGCGCAGUGCCGUUUGCUCCCCUGUUAAAUCCGUUGUAAUCUCUACGUAUUUAUUUCAGACGCGUUUUGCAGCGUUAAAGGGCUUUGUUUUUUGACACGGGCACCAGCACGUUACGCCGUGGCUUAGCCCUGUAGUUAGAAACGCCUCCCAUGUUCUUUAGACACUUGAUGGGCUUUCAGGCUUGUUUCCCCACUUUGCCUUAAAUGUUGUAGUAAACCAUACUAUGCCGAGUAUAUACUGACAGUGGCCCAAACAUUUCAGAAGCCAACACCUAUAUGCAGGUACGCGGUCUUCAUGGACUUGCCUUUACACGUAUACGUAUGGAAAGUGCACGGUAGCUAACGAUCAUUCCCUCUGAAUUCAUUUGGCCACUUUAAUUUGGCAAUAAAUAUCAUUUCUUCACAACUCUGCGCGGGUGGAACCAUUUAUUUUCUUUCGUCGUCUUCAGUCAUAACGGUAUUACUUUAUUGUGUUAUGCUAGUCUUACCAAAAUAGUUUUGUAUACUGUAUUGUGUUUUUUCAUUUUUUUUUGGAACUUGGGGAGAUUGUUUUUAACUAGAGAGGGAAUGUGGUGUAGGAUCUGACGGCAAAUCGGUUCGUCCCUGGGCUGUAUAGGAUGUUCUUUAUCCUAAUGUCCAAAAGAUGUAAAGAAGUCUCAUGCACAAUCAAUAUAGAUGUAUUCAUCUGUGCCUUUGUAAAAUAUUAGAUUUUUUUAUACAUGCGGAAAAGAAAAUUAUAAAUAAGUUGUGUUUAUUGGAAACGAAACAACAAAUUAAAAACAACAUUGACUUUCAAACUUUUGGAUUUCUCCAGGAACGUUUUUGGGCAUAACAAAUUCACUGCAUAUUUAAGAGUUAUUUUUAUAUUAUCCGCAGCUACACACAGAUACGCUUAACACGCCGUCGUGGAAUUACCAGCAAUUUUGUUAGAAUCGAUCAUGAAAACUGCUUCGUCCGCAAAGAACAAUACUGCAUGUUUCUACAAUAAUGCCUUUGUUCAAAUAUCUUUCCCACAAUCUUAACUGCACACUGUCCGAAACUAUUAACAAAUAAACACCAAUUAAAAAAAGUGAA
Petromyzon marinus (sea lamprey) is the source of this 6172-nucleotide messenger RNA. It is a transcript of the gene PTPN12, whose product is annotated as protein tyrosine phosphatase non-receptor type 12. The record is from RefSeq and is a predicted model, not a curated record. Gene Ontology annotation, cellular component: cytoplasm; nucleus. Gene Ontology annotation, molecular function: non-membrane spanning protein tyrosine phosphatase activity. Lineage: Eukaryota; Metazoa; Chordata; Hyperoartia; Petromyzontiformes; Petromyzontidae. Gene Ontology annotation, biological process: protein dephosphorylation.